Peniophora sp. CBMAI 1063 is the source of this 2526-nucleotide messenger RNA. The record is from the annotation of a GenBank genome assembly. NCBI's taxonomy places the organism in Eukaryota, Fungi, Basidiomycota, Agaricomycetes, Russulales, Peniophoraceae.
AUGGCAGGCAUCAUACACCUUUCGCAGCUCGAUGGUCAAAUCGGUGAAGGCGUCGAGACCGCUUGGGCAGACGUCACGGCGAUAGACGCACUCUUCCGACUGUGUCCCGUCGUUGCGCCAGAGAUCACGACUAAUGGCUGGGCUGGAGAAGGAGAUACUUGGCCAGGACACGCUGAUAUAGCUCGAAUCUUCCACGACGAUCCGGACGACGACGUCGUGUUGUCUGUAUGGGCACGCCCGUAUCCUCUUCCUUGGUACAGCAGCGGCCUCGCGCCCACUCCGUACGACGACGACGACCUCGGACUUGUCGCCAACAAUGGAGUAUGGGGGCCGCGGACGCCCAGGCUACGCCACGACGGUUGGCGUGAGCCUCGUACCUUUACUCAACCGAGCGCGACCCUAAUGCAUAUACCUCUACCGGAAACGGCGUCGAUCACGAAGCUCACGCAGGAAUGCCUCGAAGAAGUUAUGCUGUUCGUCGUCGGCGACGAUGACCGGAUCCCCUUGGGAGAGUACUUCACCAAUGGGCGAGGCCGGGAGAUCUUGGGAGAUCUCUAUUCGUUGCUGAGGACCGGUCCCUGGCUGUACGCGUCGCUCAUGAACAUGCCGCGGAUUUGGGGUAUCGUCAUCGCGGCGGCGCAAACCACUGACGCGUGGAACCAUGUACGGCCCCGUGUCCGUUAUGCGCCUCUGCGCCUCGUCUACCGUGAUAGUGUCGACUCGCGCCUUCUCGACAACGAGCUCAUGCACGCUGGCGGCAUCUACGUUGGCAGCGAUUGCUCGCUGGGCAACUUCACGCCUGUUCUGGGUGGGAGCAAUCUUCCGCAUCUGAGGAUGCUCUUUAUCCAGCCGGAUGUGCGAGGUAUACCGACUGGCGCGCAACCGUCCGCCACGCAACACCUCAACGCUUCCGCGCUCAACACGUGCGAGGUAUACGUGCCUCUCAUUGUUCAUGGCCCCGUCCGGCGACUCGGCUGCACGUUCUAUACCGGCGACCAAAUCCGGGACAUUCUGCGCCCGCUUUCCACUCUUCUCCGUCUCGACAUCGGCAACAUCGUCGGCGAGGAAGUACUGGAUCUCACGUCUUUGUUACGCGAGGCUGGCAGUGUCGCGCACUUGACCUUUCUGCGCAUUCGCUGUGGGGCCUCUCAGUCUGCCGCCUUGAAUACCAUUGGCAAUCGUCUCGUGAUGAAGGACCUAAAGACUCUCGAUGUCGGUGGUGCUGUAUGGGUCAAUGCUCCGUCGACUACCUUUGCGAGGGUUUUCAACGUUCACGCGCACGAAGCCUUGGCGAUGGCCAAACUGAUGCCGCUACUAGAGCGGCUGCAUUUGCGCUGGCGCCUCCCGCUCGACGACUUUCCAGUCUUCGAGACCUUACAUCUCGGCGCUCUAACCGAACUCUACCUUGCUGGAGACAUGUCGGAGGAGACCGAGACUUUUCUGUCUCAUCUCGAUGCCCCCGCGAUACGCACGCUUCAGCUAUCGUGUGAUAUGAGGGCAACGGCGAACCCCGAGCUCUUGCCGUCCAUCGCCGACAACAUCUUGGUCGCUCUUCAGACACUCGGUGGUGACCCGGAAGGCACGCGUGCGAGUCUGGCAGAUGCGCAAUCAGACCUUGACAAUGCUGGCUACGGAGACAUCAGCGCCCGUAUGGACGACGCGGUCAUCCCGCCACUUGAGCACCCAGCCGGUGGGGACGAAUUCCCCAACAUGGUUGCCUUGCGCGCAUGUGCGCUUCGAACGUUGCAUGACAUCAACAUCGCGAAGGAUACUCCGAAGGCGCCGCAUGCCGGGUUUCUCCUAGAGCGGGUGGUCAAGUCUGCGCUGCGUCUCGCUAGGCUACCAGCUACAGGGAUCGACAUCUCCAUCGAGAACGACGGGCGUUCCCUGGACCUGCGUGCCCACGCUCGGGACAACACGUACCGAAUGCGGUUCUCGAUGCACUUUGUCCCCAGCACCUUUCUUGCCCCGGGUACACUCAGGCACCGCUACACUCGCGCAGGAGACUCCGUCACGUACGGACUCGCGCGCAUGUUGUUUGGGUUCGCCGCAUUCAACCCCGUGCAUGUUCACGUCAAGGGCGACCCCAUUUUCCAACACACACUGGUGGAUGGCGGCGCAGACGUGCGCGAGCUUCGUAGGGUUCUCCUACGGUUCGACUCCGUACAGAAUCUGCACAUGGACUUCUCGAAGCAACGGGCCGCUAGCAAGUUCUUGAGUUUGCUGGGCGACGGGAACCUAUUCCCACGACUUCAGCACUUGCUGGUGACAGCGCCGAGCUACCACGAUCAAUUCGAGACGAUCUGGACGACGCUCGAGGACGUGAUCGCCGACCGCGAUGCUGCCGGUCAUCGUCUGCCCUUGCUGGUCAUCAAGGGAAGGCUGUGUGUUGCCGAAGCGUAUGCCGGGCGAUUGGAGAACGCGGUCGGCUGUCUGAGGCUCCACACUCGAUGUGGGAGGACGGACAGCAUGGCGGCUGUAAUGCUGGAAGAGUGCCAAGUAUGUAGAUGGCGUGGUCCUAUGUAG